UAGAAGUUGGCAAUGAGUAGAAACCGGUUAGAAUUAGUAAAUAUUUACAUUGUGUCAAGAAAUUGAGCAGAAACAUGAUUUGAUGAUUAGUUUUUAAACAUUCUAUUGUUCUUUGCGUUUUGCAUUUUUAGUGUCAUGUUUGCGUUAGGUAUCCCUCUGUAUUUAGUAAAUGCGCAAAUUACAAGAAAGCAAAUGUUUUUUUAAUAUUUUAUUUACCAAGAAUGUUGAUAAUAAAAUUGAAAUUAUGUUUUUUUUAUUUCGUUCUCAUCAAGCAGUUUUAUGUUCUUUGCUUGAAUAAUGGUUUAGCUUUAACACCGCCAAUGGGAUGGUUAGCUUGGGAACGAUUUCAAUGUAAUAUUCGGUGUGAUAUAUCUCCGGAAAAUUGUAUAAGGGAAGAGCUGUUUAUGGAAAUGGCAAAUAGAUUUGUAGAAGAUGGCUUCAGAGAUGCAGGAUACACUUACAUUAAUAUUGAUGAUUGUUGGAUGAAUCCUCACAGAUCAAAAGAUGGAAAUUUAUAUCCAGACUACAGUCGAUUUCGUCGUGGAAUCAAAUUUCUUGCUGAUUAUAUGCAUUCUCGUAACUUAAAGCUUGGAAUAUAUCAAACUUUUGGUCUUAAGACUUGCAUGGGUUUUCCUGGCAUCAUCGGCCAUAUGAAACAGGAUGCAAGUAUGUUUGCAUCAUGGGAUGUUGACAUGGUUAAACUGGAUGGUUGUUUUACUCACCCUUCAAAAAUGGAUGAAGGUUAUAUUGAGUUUGGAAAGUUCUUAAACCAAACUGCUAGACCCAUGAUAUAUUCUUGCAGCUGGCCAUAUUAUCAACUUAUGUCCAACAUGGAACCUAUGUAUGAAUCAAUUGCUCAACACUGCAACUUGUGGCGAAAUUACCAUGAUAUUAAAGAUUCCUGGCAAAGCAUUGAAAUGAUCAUAGAUUUCUUUGGAGAUAACCAGGAAGUGCUUAGUAAACACACUGGACCAGGUCACUGGAAUGAUCCAGACAUGCUUUUGAUUGGGAACUUUCAUCUUACACCUGGUCAAUCAAGAGCACAGAUGGCUAUUUGGUGUAUUAUUCCUGCUCCAUUAUUAAUGUCAAAUGAUUUAAGAGACAUAAAGCCUAUUUUUCGAGACAUUCUCAUUGACAAAAGAGCCAUUGCUAUUAAUCAAGAUCAUCUUGGUCUUCCAGGCAAAAGAAUAUAUAAAAAAAAUUCUUUUGAGGUUUGGAAGCGCCCAAUAGCACCUAUUUCGGGAAAUGAAACUUCUUAUGCUUUACUUUUUUUAAAUCGACAGCCCAAGAAAAGAUAUGUUAGUUUUUCUCCAAUAGAAUUUGAGAUGAACUCAAAAAACGGAUACCUUGCAACAAAGGCAUUCAGCGAUGAAGAUUUCGGAAUUGUGUAUCCAAAUGGUGCAAUUGAUAUUGUUGUUCAAGGACUGGAUGUUGUUUUGUUGAAUUUUAAAUUAGAUAUUACUUAAAUUAACUGUAUAUAUUUUAAUAUUGUGUUUAUGCUUUUAAAUAGCAUGUUGUUACAGAUAUUACUUAUUAUAUAAGAAAUUGUUGGUUAAAUUUUUAGCACAAUGGAUUAUCGCACAGUAUAUUUUAUUACCUUUGGAAUGGAUGUUGUGUUAUUUAACAGUAACUGGUUGCCAAAUAAAUAUUUAUACAUUUUG
Molecule: messenger RNA, 1661 nt
Organism: Parasteatoda tepidariorum (common house spider)
Lineage: Eukaryota; Metazoa; Arthropoda; Arachnida; Araneae; Theridiidae
Product: alpha-N-acetylgalactosaminidase
Biological process (GO): glycoside catabolic process; oligosaccharide metabolic process
Cellular component (GO): cytoplasm
Molecular function (GO): alpha-galactosidase activity
Source: RefSeq, a predicted model, not a curated record